GCUCGUCUCUCCGCGGUAUCUCAGCUUCGCGCGCCCUCGUCCGCCCCUAGUUCCUAGCGUCCUGCGCGACCCGCGGCACCCGAGAGGGGGGGCUCAGCGAAGCGGCGGGGACCGGUCGACAGAAGGAUGCCACGGAGAAAGAAAAAAGUUAAAGAAGUCUCUGAAGCUCAGAACCUGGAGAAGAAAGAUAUAGAAACUACCAGUUCUGUCAAUGUGAAGAAGUGUAGACUUGAGGAUGCAUUCAUUGUGAUAUCUGAUAGUGAUGGAGAGUUCUGGAGACGUCCAAGAUCAAAGUGCCAGAAGGGUCAGUGUCUGGAACCAAAGGAGGAGAAUGGAUUGCAGAAAAUGAAGACAAAACAGUCGAAUAGAGCAAAGUGUUUGGCUAAAAGAAAAAUUGCACAAAUGACAGAAGAAGAACAGUUUGCUCUGGCUGUCAAAAUGAGUGAACAGGAAGCUAGGGAGGUGAACAGCCAGGAGGAGGAAGAAGAGGAGCUCUUGAGGAAAGCCAUUGCUGAAAGCCUGAAUUCUUCCCAAGGGCUGUUUGUUGAAGAAACUUCUGAAGAAGGAAAUUCUGUACCUGCCUCAAAGAGCAUUGCUACUUUGAACAGUAAGAGAAGCUCAGUCCUUAUGCCAGAGAGUUCUGCAGAGGAAAUCACUGUGUGUCCUGAGACACAGCUAAGUUCCCCUGAAACUUUUGACCUUGAGAAAGAAGACUUUCCAGGUAGCAGAGAGACGGUGGAUGAAGUAAGAAUAAUGGCAGAUAAGGAGGUUCUUCAGGUUGAUAACAGGGAAGAUGCUGAGAAGGAAAUACCUACUACUACCUUCUCAUCUAGUACCCAGGUGUCCUGCCCACUAUGUGACCAAGGCUUCCCACCCACAAAGAUCGAGCUACAUGCCAUGUACUGCAAUGGGCUGAUGGGUCAAGAUACAGUGUUGACUCGGAGACAAAAAGAGGCUAAGAGAAAGAGCAAGAGUGACAGUGGGACAGCUGCUCAAAUUUCCCUAGACAUUGACAAGAAUGAGAAGUGUUAUCUCUGUAAAUCUCUAGUCCCAUUCAGAGAGUAUCAGUGUCAUGUAGAGUCCUGUCUCCAGCUUGCAAGAGGUGACCGAGGAGAUGGGCCUGAAGAGAGUGAUAGAGUAUGCUCAGCUGUGGAGAGGAAGCGUCCACAACGGCUGAGGAACCCAAAGGAAAAAGGCUUCAAUGAAGGCCGACUCCUCAGUCUCUUGGAACAGUCUGAGUACAAGACCACAGAUGCAGAGAUAAGGACCAAGUUUUCAGAAACAGGAGCCUUCAGGGUGCCUUCACCAGGGGUAGAAGAGGCAGGUUGCAGCAGAGAGAUGCAGAGUUCUCCUGCACAUCUCGACUUAAAUGAGUCUCCCAUCAAGUCUUUUGUUUCUAUUUCAGAAACCACAGAUUGCUUAGUGGACUUUAAAAAGCAGCUUACUGUCCGGUCAAGUAGCCGGACACGGACCAAAGCAGGCAGAGGAAGAAGGAGGAAAUCCUGAAUUUCUAGGGUCCAAAGGUUGACAAAACCAUUAGCAAUAGGGUUGGGCCAUGUUCAUUAAGCCGUAGUGGUCUCCAGUUCAUUGUUAUGAACUGGUCCUGCAGUUUCUACCACCAGCACCCAUUCAGUGUUCUGGUUUUUAUGUUUUCUAUGAGCUAUACAGACAACUGUGUGUAGUAUUCUGUUUUAUAACAGUCUUUUUGAAUUCACUUAUGGUUAAAAAGAAAAUUUAAAUAUAUUUAUCUGUG
Messenger RNA from Kogia breviceps (pygmy sperm whale), 1753 nucleotides. Lineage: Eukaryota; Metazoa; Chordata; Mammalia; Artiodactyla; Physeteridae. The record is from RefSeq and is a predicted model, not a curated record.